Notothenia coriiceps (black rockcod) is the source of this 2034-nucleotide messenger RNA. It is a transcript of the gene tbr1b, whose product is annotated as T-box brain transcription factor 1b. The transcript has 6 exons. Gene Ontology annotation, cellular component: chromatin; nucleus. The record is from RefSeq and is a predicted model, not a curated record. Lineage: Eukaryota; Metazoa; Chordata; Actinopteri; Perciformes; Nototheniidae. Gene Ontology annotation, molecular function: DNA-binding transcription factor activity, RNA polymerase II-specific; RNA polymerase II cis-regulatory region sequence-specific DNA binding. The coding region runs from base 1 to 2034 and encodes 677 amino acids. Gene Ontology annotation, biological process: regulation of transcription by RNA polymerase II; regulation of neuron projection development; cell fate specification.
AUGCAGGUCGAGAAUUGCAUCUCGCCAGCGAGUGAUCUCUCCAAUAAAUUUAUGAAUGUGGGCAGUGGCUUCUCGAGCUCCGAUGGAUCAGAGCUUUCGUUGCAGGACCAUCCUAUUAUAUCUGCAAGUGACAACCUGGAGAGAAGUUCACCUCUUAAAAAAAACUCUGGGGAGAUGACGAAUCAGUCAGAGGCAGACAAUUUUCCCGACUCCAAGGACGCAUCAGGGGACGUCCAGAGGGGCAAACUCUCUCCUGGUCUACACGGAGUCUCUGACAUCCGUCAUAAUUUCGAUGGAUCUGCAGGAGAAAGGUGCAUCUUUACUCCAUCUACCCAGCCACAGUCAAUCUCAGCAGCUCCCAGUGCCAUGUUCCCUUACCCGACGCAGCAUGGACCAGCGCACCCGGCAUUUUCUAUCGGAAGUCCCAGCCGGUAUAUGGCCCAUCACCCGGUCAUCACUAAUGGAGCUUACAACAGCCUUCUGACCAACACUUCUCCUCAAGGCUAUCCGGCAGCGGGCUACCCGUACGCGCAACAGUAUGGACACACUUACCAAGGAGGGGCUUUUUACCAGUUCUCCACCGCGCAAGCAGGACUGGUUCCGGGGAAAGCGCAGGUGUAUCUGUGCAACAGGGCCCUGUGGCUGAAGUUCCACAGGCACCAGACAGAGAUGAUCAUCACAAAGCAAGGACGACGAAUGUUUCCAUUUUUAAGCUUCAACAUCUCUGGCCUUGACCCAACUGCUCACUACAAUAUAUUUGUGGAUGUAAUACUUGCUGAUCCAAAUCACUGGCGAUUUCAGGGAGGCAAGUGGGUGCCAUGUGGGAAAGCAGACACAAAUGUUACAGGAAAUAGGGUUUAUAUGCACCCGGACUCACCAAAUACCGGAGCUCAUUGGAUGCGUCAAGAAAUAUCAUUUGGAAAGCUAAAGCUUACAAACAACAAAGGUGCCUCCAACAACACGGGACAGAUGGUGGUUCUGCAGUCUCUCCACAAGUACCAGCCCAGGCUCCAUGUGGUGGAAGUAAACGAGGAUGGGACAGAAGACACCAGCCAACCUGGAAGAGUCCAGACUUUUACCUUCACAGAAACGCAAUUCAUCGCAGUCACAGCCUACCAGAAUACCGACAUUACACAACUGAAAAUUGACCACAAUCCGUUUGCUAAAGGAUUUCGGGACAACUACGACACUGUCUACACAGGCUGCGACAUCGACCGCCUAACUCCAUCACCGGGUGACUCUCCGCGUUCACAGAUCAUGCCGGGUGCGAGAUAUGCCAUGCAUAGCUCUUUCCUGCAGGACCAAUUUGUCAGCACUUAUGCCAAAUCUCGCUUUCACCCUGGCGUGGGGACUUGUCCUGGCACGGAGCGCAGCGUCCCACUCGGCAACAGCUUGCUGUCCCCGCAGCAAACCGACGAGCCCACUGUUGCCACCCCCCCGCAGCGAUGGUUUGUCACCCCUGCCAACAACCGACUGGACUUUGCUGCCUCGGCAUACGACGCCGCUGAUUUCGCCGGUAACGCGGCCACCUUGCUGUCCUACGCAGCGGCCGGAGUGAAGGCUCUUCCCCUGCCGACUGCGGGCUGCUCCAACCGGCCUCUUGGCUAUUACGCAGACCCGUCAGGCUGGGGAGGACGCACGCCGCCGCAGUACUGUGGCGUAAACAGCAAACCCAGCGCGGUCUUUUCCUGCUGGCCCGCUAACUCUCUCGGUUGCAGAUCGGGCACCAACUACCUGAGCGAGGAGGUAGACCCCAUCCCAACAGAGAGGUCACCGAUCGGCGUCUCCGAGGAGCCCAAAGCCAAAGACAUGACAUCAGAGUCGAACUGGAUAGAGACGCCGUCCUCCAUUAAGUCCAUCGAUUCGAGCGAUUCUGGUAUCUUUGAACAGGCCAAAAGGAGGAGAAUCUCACCUUCUGCCACGCCGGUUUCAGAGACAGUGUCUCCGUUAAAAUCGGAGCUGCUGGCACCACGAGAGUGUGAGAAAAACUGCACAAAGGACAUUGGGUACUACAGUUUCUAUCCUCACAGUUAA